This is a messenger RNA of Arvicola amphibius (Eurasian water vole), 1070 nucleotides long. RefSeq names its product ER membrane protein complex subunit 7 (gene Emc7). The record is from RefSeq and is a predicted model, not a curated record. The transcript has 5 exons. The coding region runs from base 71 to 796 and encodes 241 amino acids. Gene Ontology annotation, molecular function: carbohydrate binding. Lineage: Eukaryota; Metazoa; Chordata; Mammalia; Rodentia; Cricetidae. Gene Ontology annotation, cellular component: EMC complex.
CGCCGCCGCGGAGCCCGUACGGCGGGGGAGGGCUUCCGGGCCGUGGGCCUGACUCCUCAGAGCUGCUGUCAUGGCGGGUGCUCUGUGGGGCUUCUUUUCCAUCCUGCUGCUGUUACUCUCAGGAGAUGCCCACAGCUCGGAGGUGCCUGGGGCUGCUGCCGAGGGCCCGGGAGGUGGUGGGGUCGGCCCGGGAGAUCGCUUCAAGAUCGAGGGACGUGCGGUCGUUCCAGGGGUGAAGCCUCAGGACUGGAUCUCCGCGGCCCGAGUGCUGGUAGACGGAGAAGAGCACGUCGGCUUCCUUAAGACAGAUGGGAGCUUUGUGGUUCAUGACAUUCCCUCUGGCUCUUACGUAGUGGAAGUUAUCUCUCCAGCUUACAAGUUUGAUCCUGUGCGAGUUGAUAUCACUUCAAAAGGAAAAAUGAGAGCAAGAUAUGUGAAUUACAUCAAAACAUCAGAAGUGGUCAGAUUACCCUAUCCUCUCCAAAUGAAAUCUUCAGGUCCACCUUCUUACUUUAUUAAGAGGGAAUCGUGGGGCUGGACAGACUUUCUGAUGAACCCAAUGGUUAUGAUGAUGGUUCUUCCAUUAUUGAUAUUUGUGCUUCUGCCUAAAGUGGUCAACACAAGUGAUCCUGACAUGAGACGGGAGAUGGAGCAGUCAAUGAACAUGUUGAAUUCCAACCACGAGUUGCCUGAUGUCUCAGAGUUCAUGACAAGACUCUUCUCUUCAAAAUCCUCUGGCAAAUCCAGUAGUGGCAGCAGUAAAACAGGCAAAAGUGGGGCUGGCAAAAGGAGGUAGUCAGGCCGCAGCUGCCGUCGCACAAACUUGCCUACACCAGGGGGCGUCCGGUCCUGAGGAAACCCGUGUGAAGCGACUACUGUAAACUGAGUCAUCCUGAAAGUUGAUCUCGUACAACUGUUGUCUAUGUUGAUUUCUUAACACAUGUUUUGUACUUGGUACACAAGAAAACCCAGCUUUCAUCCUUUGUCUGUAUGAGGUCAAUAUUAAUGUCACUGAAUUAAUUACAGUGUCCUAUAGAGAAUGACAUUAAUAAAUUAUAUGAAGUACUAUA